AACCGCGGAAGGAGAAUGGGCAAGUAUAAGCGCGUAAAGGACGUGUUCUAAAGCAGUUUCUCGUACACGACUCAUUCUACAAUUCUAACAAAAUCCGCCAUUGUUGCAGUACGGGAAGACAGAUAAUGGGAGCCGGUUGUUCAUGCUUCGAUGGCGAAGCCAAGCAGCAGAGACGAGAACAGGAGCAAUUAGCUUCUCAAGAAGCUCGAGCCAAAGCCGCUGAGGCGGCUCAAAAGAGACAACAGGAAUUUGAACUGUCUGCUAUUGGAAGAGCUGCCCGUGCACAAGCAGCAAAAGAAAAGCACUCUGGGAAUGCUAAUAGGGGUGAACCAGUUCUUAAGUGGCAGAUGGGAUAACUUAACACUAGUUGACUUUUUAGUGUUCAACAAUCAUUUUUUGAAGAAAUUGAUGAUACUUGUGUGGCGGGACUAUCGUGGCAGAUAAUUGCUCUGAUUUUCAGCAUUCGGUGUGGUUUUUGAUAGAUAUAUUCUAGGAAUCGACGCUCAUACAAAGCAUUCGUUUUCCUCAGUGUCUGUUGCCUGUUGGUGUGUGUAUAUAUUUCAUCAUUCCUGUAUAUCUUUUAAACUAUUACAUAUGUUUGGUGCUAUGAUUACAUUUGUUCGUUUUCAGUUAUUAGGAAUGUUGUAGUGCGAAAUCCGACUAUUUUUUGUUUCCUGGUGCUAUAAAAUUACACAAGUACUAUUCAAAUUUAUAGUAAGUAAUAUAGCAUCAAGAAAAAACAUUUAAAAUUUGUGUAUCCUUGUAAUUAAAUUGAAAUUUCAGCUUA
Messenger RNA from Amaranthus tricolor (Joseph's coat), 787 nucleotides. RefSeq lists its product as uncharacterized. The record is from RefSeq and is a predicted model, not a curated record. The transcript has 4 exons. Lineage: Eukaryota; Viridiplantae; Streptophyta; Magnoliopsida; Caryophyllales; Amaranthaceae. The coding region runs from base 126 to 356 and encodes 76 amino acids.